Messenger RNA from Anopheles marshallii, 1242 nucleotides. RefSeq lists its product as uncharacterized. Gene Ontology annotation, biological process: protein polyubiquitination. The transcript is spliced from 2 exons. Gene Ontology annotation, molecular function: protein binding. The record is from RefSeq and is a predicted model, not a curated record. The coding region runs from base 1 to 1242 and encodes 413 amino acids. Lineage: Eukaryota; Metazoa; Arthropoda; Insecta; Diptera; Culicidae.
AUGGAUUCGACGUCCGAGGACUCUGCUGUAGCAGGUAGUGCGUGUAUAAGUUUUCUGGAUCUUCCCGACUGUAUGAUAGAGCAUGUGCUGGAGAAUUUAACAUACGACGAGAUAGCGAAAAAGCGCAUUGUUUGUCGAAAAAUCGAUCGCAUCUGCCAAUCGCUGCUGAACAGAGGCUUUAUCAAGAUGAUCCGAAAACACAAUAUGAAUCUGAAAGCGAUCAAAUCUCAGCUGCCACGGCGUGAAUCGGAACGACGGAACCAUCCGCUAUCGAAGCAUUCCGACAUCCUGACGUGCAUCGAAACACGCAUCUCCAUGCUGUCCAUGACGUACUCGAAGUUUAUCGAGAAGGAGCUGUGCUGUUUCAUACCGGGCAAGGUGAUCGACGAAGUGCUGAACAUCCUGGGUCUAAUCGAGAACACGUCGCGGCCCCUUCGAGCGCACGAGGUGCUCCAGGAGCUGCGCGACAUUUCCUCCAUGGCGAUCGAACAUUUCGACGAAAACAUUGCGCAUCGGUUGAAGAAGAUAAUCGGCGUACAGCAUCAUCCCAAGCUGGGUAGCCACCACAGUUUACCGUUUCCCGCGGCUAGUUUCAUACAGCACGAAGUCAUGUUGCCAUGCGAUGUGAAUGGGGAAAAGUUUAUAAUACCGACGCUAACGCCCAUCUCCCAGCAAACCCAAAAGGUGCUCCCGACUUCAUCGUCAUCCUCAUCCGCUUCCUCCGGAACACUCGGUGGAUUGUACUGUCAGAGCUCGUACAAUGGGAGCUGCGAAAACAACACUACGAUCGCGCGCAUUAAUAACAAAACGCGCAAAAUGCGUUUCGACAUUAAUCGGAUCGAUCAUACCAUUUCUUCGUUCAAGGCUGAAAUGCGCAGCAUGCGCUUGAUGCUGGUGCGUCGCGGUGCCGAGAUAAAGGAGCUGCGCCGUCGGUUGGAAGAAUCGGAAACGAAAAAUUUGGAACUGCUGGCUAACAUAAAUCAGCUCGGGUUUGGUGCACCAUCGGUUGGAGCAGAACCGACGGGUGCAUCAAGUACGGCCGCAACGAUCAAACAAUGUAGCAUUAAACCUCGCACGUGCUCCAGUAUGCUGAAGAGGUUGUAUACGGAAACAGAAUCUCAAUCCUCCAGUUCCACUGUUGUGCCACCAUCUUCGGAAGCAACCGAAACGGAUAAGGAAGGCCAGGAACAGGAACCGGGGGGUGGAACUUGUUCUGCCAAGAGAGUUAAGCUUAGCGAUUAG